UUCAGUGUAUUCAUUCUCAGUGUAAUACAGUAAUAUAUCACAAUAUUGCUUAUGUUUUUCAAUAACAGACAGAGAAAUAGCUUUUUCAGCUGGACUGAUGGAAUCUGGCAGUGGAUAUACUGGUCCUUUUACCACUGAAAUCACACUAACCUACAAGAACGUCUUCACAAACAUAGGGAACGGCUACAACCCAAUUACAGGUGUUUUCACAGCCCCACUGAAAGGAGCGUAUAUGUUCAGAAUAUCUGUAUAUAGUACUGGCGGAACUGGAGCAACUGCAGCCAUUUUUAAGAAUGGAAAGAAAGUGGUUAUUGGACAUGAUUAUCAGACUCAGGGUGAGUUAAACGCCUCAAAUGGAGUUGUGUUGAUCCUGGAGGUUGGCGAUGUUGUCUAUGUGAGACUUUGGUCUGGCAGGAGGAUAUAUGAUGACCAGAAUAACCACUGCACUUUCAGUGGUUUCCUACUGUUUCCCUUAAGAUAACAGGAGCUUUGAAGAAUGUGAUUCUAAUAAUUCUGAACCUUCAGC
Megalobrama amblycephala (Wuchang bream) is the source of this 526-nucleotide messenger RNA. Its product is annotated as complement C1q-like protein 2. The transcript has 2 exons. The coding region runs from base 98 to 481 and encodes 127 amino acids. The record is from RefSeq and is a predicted model, not a curated record. Lineage: Eukaryota; Metazoa; Chordata; Actinopteri; Cypriniformes; Xenocyprididae. Gene Ontology annotation, molecular function: protein binding.